This is a messenger RNA of Drosophila biarmipes, 416 nucleotides long. RefSeq lists its product as uncharacterized. The record is from RefSeq and is a predicted model, not a curated record. Bases 72 to 416 code for a protein of 114 amino acids. Lineage: Eukaryota; Metazoa; Arthropoda; Insecta; Diptera; Drosophilidae. The transcript has 2 exons.
GGUGCCAACCCUGGUAGAACGCCAACUUACUGCAACUUGUAAAUAAAAGUUGCUCAGCUUAAUCCGCAGCCAUGGAGCUCCAGAGAUCCUCUUCGAUAAGCAUGACUUUCAACCAAAAUACUGCGUUUGUUUCGCGUUCCGAUAGUCAGACGUUGCUUCUGGGAGCUUUCGAGGAUUGCAUGGAAUUCAUUGACCUGAACCAUGAGCUAUUCCAACCGCCAGCGGUGAGGUCCUCCAACAGUGGCGGUGGCGGCGGCGGCUUAAUACAGAGCUUCGUGGCCACCGGAUGGCCCCACCUGAUGACGCAUGUGAUCCAAACACCCGGCGGAUCCCAAUUGAACAACAACAUCUAUGCCGUCCCGGCUGAUAUUGCUAGUUAUUGCGACGCCAAUAACAAGAACAUUCCAAAGGGGUAA